GGUGCUUCCAAAGGAGAUGAGACUGCUUGCUUUUCCUUCUUGGAUGCAACUUGCCAAAGUUUCUCAUUGCAGGCUGUAUCUGACAUCUCUGUACAUUUGAGAAUCAAGGAUGGUACACGAUCUGCAAAGUACUCAACUCAUCUUGAGGAGUUUAGGUUGGCAAAGGAAAUGUCCUGCUUGCAGAAAGUUCCAAUUUGGUCUAUAACCUGAUGUGUGUUCGUCUUGACUGGUGAAAUUUGAUCACUGCAAUGUGCACUUUAUUAGAUUUCUAAGAAGCUCAACAGAAGUUGCAUCAUAUUUAUCAAGGCAGCUUUCUAAUGGGCAUUGCUGAAAUGAUGGAGCCAACGGCAAUGGAGCCCCUGGAUGUGCUGAGGAAAUGCUUGGUGUGCAAAUGGGAUCUGUGCAGGAGAGACCCCAGGAUGCUGCCAUGCCUUCACUCCUUCUGCAAGGACUGCCUUCCAGAGCUGAUUCAAGGAUACAGCUACAUUUCCACUGUGCAUGAAGUUGUAUAUGAAGGUAUUCUUUCCUGCCCGGCGUGCAAACAGACCUGUUUUGCAAGAGAUGUAGUUGAAAAUUGCUUUCUCAAGGAUUUUCCCACUGCAAAUUCAGCUAUGGCAAAGAGCUGCUCCAUGUGUAAAGAGAAGAGACCUGCUCAUAUUCUCUGUACAAGCUGCAAUAAGUGGCUGUGCAGCACAUGUACAGAGGAACACAGGCAUGGCAAGGAAAACGGGGACCACUUCCUGUCUGUAUCCCUGAAGGGCUGCACAGUGACUGAAGAAGAGGCAAAUGAAUUGCCCUUGCUUUGUCCAGUGCACACUCAAGAACCACUCAAGCUCUUCUGUGAGACCUGUGAUAUCCUUACGUGCAGCAGCUGCCUGCUGAAAGACCAUAAGGAGCACAGGUUCAGACUUCUUGAUGAAGCUUUGCAAAAUCAGAGAGCUAUCCUGGAAAAUGUUGUAGCUAAAGUGGAAGAGAAAAAAAGUGGAAUUCAGGUUUCAACUAAACAGAUUGAAGACAGGUUGCUUGAGGUAAAACAUUUAUACAAAAAAGUGGAAAAUCAAAUCAAAAUGGCCAAGAUGGUUUUGAUAAAUGAAAUCAAUAAACGAACAAACAUCCUUCUCGAACAACUUGAAAAAAUCACAAACGAAAGGAAGCAGAAAUUGGAGCAACAACUGCAAGGUGUUGCAGUUUUAAGUACACAGGUUGAACACGUGCAGAACUUUGUCAACUGGGCAGUGAGCAGUAAAAACAGCAUCCCGUUUCUCUUCAGUAAAGAACUGAUUGUGUUUCAGAUCCAGCGCUUGUUAGAGACAAACUCUAACACAGACAUAGCCUCUCCUCUGAAGAUCAGAUUCACUUGGGAUCCCUCCUACUGGAGUAAGCAACUGUCCAAUUUUGGAGGUUUCACUACGGAAGGUGGACACACUUCACAUUCAGAUGUCCUGCUGUAUGGCAAUGUACAAGGAUUACCGACACCCUCGUAUCAUGGGCACUGUUCCCCAGCGUCACAGCUGGAGCCUGUGAAUAACCAGCCACAUCAGUUUCCCCCUGCUGCUCAGUGUCCUAUUCCUGUGUGUUGCUCUCACUGCCUCAGUGUACCUCACCCAAACAAAGCUCAGCCUUCUCACCAGAACAUAAGCCCCCAUCAACAUUUUCGACAGCCUUCCGAACUGCAUCAGCAGCACUUUCCCCUGCAGUGCAGCAUGCAGCAACGUGACAAAGAGCAAAGGGGUGUUUCCCAGCCUUUGAAGCCAACGCACUCUGAACGAGAGCAGCAGUCAAGGUCUGAGUCAGAGAGUGCAUCUGGGAGAACGGGAAAACACUUACCAUCCCAGCAGCUGCAACAGACUGUGCCUCUGGGCUAUGCUGUUGUAUCACAUGAGGCUCAGCAGGUUCACACAAGCCAUCCACAGCCAUUUCGCUCACAGACUGCUUUGCAGACAUCGACUGUGCAAGUGCAGCUUGGCCAUCUUCAGAAGAUAAAGUCUAACCACGUGCAGCAGCCACCACCGCAGCAGCAGCUGUCACCAGCAUCACCACCACCAAGUCAAUAUGAGAACACUCACAAACAAGUCAUGCAGCAGAGCCUGGACAUAAUGCACCACCAGUUUGAACUGGAGGAAAUGAAAAAGGAUCUGGAGCUUCUUCUCCAGGCCCAAGGGCAGUCCAGUUUGCAGCUGAACCAAGCUAAGCCACCUCAGCAUGUUCAACAGACCAUAGUUGGUCAGAUAAAUUACAUAGUGAGACAACCAGCCCCGGUUCAUCAGCAAAUUGAAGAUGAAGCACAAGUCUGUGAGAAUUCCACUGAACUUGAUGCCCAGAAGCCUGUAGUUCCUCUCGACAGAAGCAAAAUAUCUUCCAUGUCUCAAUCAUUGGAUGAAGAAAUCAAUGUCAGCAGUCGCUCCCCUGAAACAACAUUGCAACAAUCAACUUUCCAUCCAGUGAGAAAGCCUUCAGCAUCAUUAGGCGUUGUGGGCUUUUCAAGCGAUUUAGAAAUGGAACUGCCUUCAAGAUUAUCGAGGUCGGUCGACCCACAGGUGCAAGGCAUAGCCACUGUGGCACUUGGCCCAUCCCCAAGCACCCGCUGUGACUGUGAUACUCCACCAGAGCCAGUGCCUAGCUACAGUUUGGCACUGGGAAGAGCUCCAGUUGAGCUGAACCCUGGGAUUUCUACUGCCCUCACACCAGAUGAUGCACAUCAGGGCAGCACGAAGUGCAAGCUGGAAAAUGAAGAUUUCAAUUCUGUGGAUCAUCAGCCAGAAAACAGCUUGGCUACAGCAGGGCAAGAUAUAGUGAAUGAAUUAAGUCUUUCUAUGCAAAACGUUCUGGAAGAACCUAUUAAUCUUUCGGUCAAAAAAUCUCAGCGUUGUACUUCUCCUUCUGAACUGCUCAGCAACAAUUCUCUUCUUCCUGUGAAUGCUAGGAUAAGAUCACUUAGAAAUGAAGAAGUUUCCAAUAACUGUGAAAAGGAACAUUUUGAAAUGGUUAUGAAAGGCAAUCAGAAUGUCAGAGAGCCAAGGAUCCCCUAUGUGAGACUGGAGCGUCUGAAAAUCUGUGCAUCGGAAUCUGGCGAGCUACCAGUUUUUAAGCUCCAGCCACAGGAGAGUGGGCAGGAGGGCAGUUUUCUCCUGAUAAUUGAGCAUGGGACUCAGUCUUCAAGUAUGGCUAUAAAAAUAAAUAAAGGUGGUUCACCUGAAGGACUGAAAUCCAAAGAGGAGAACACAGAUGACAGAAAAUUUCUCAUAACCCAGGAUGCAGGACAAAUAAAAUCUCCUCCUGCAGAUAUUCCAUCUGUCGAUCAGAAGCUCACCAAUGGUACCUCCAUCAUGAAAAAAUCUCCAGUUACUCAGGAAGUCAAUACAAUUGAGAAUGAAGACUUCUGUGCUGUGUGUCUUAAUGGAGGAGAACUGCUGUGCUGUGAUCAUUGCCCCAAGGUCUUCCAUCUCUCCUGCCAUGUUCCAGCCCUACUCAGCUUUCCAGUGGGAGAAUGGGUGUGUACACUUUGCCGUAAUCCAAUGAAACCAGAGGUAGAAUACGACUGUGAAAACACACGCUAUGCUCAUAGUUAUAAUGCACAAUAUGGCCUUGAUGACUAUGAUCAGAAGAAAUGUGAAAAGCUGGUGCUUUCCCUGUUCUGCAGUAGUAUGAGCCUCCCAUUCCAUGAACCAGUCAGCCCCCUGGCUCGACAUUAUUAUCAGAUCAUCAAAAGGCCAAUGGAUUUGUCAAUCAUAAGAAAAAAGCUGCAGAAAAAGGAUAAGUUCCACUAUUCUGCACCUGAGGAACUUGUGACUGACGUGCGUCUUAUGUUUUGGAACUGUGCAAAGUUCAAUUAUCCAGAUUCAGAGGUUGCUGAGGCUGGACGAUGUUUAGAUGUAUUCUUUGAGGGCAAACUGAAAGAGAUUUAUCCGGAUAGGCACUUCCCCUCAGCGCAACAAGAUGACAGUGACUGUGAAGAGUUGGAGAACCACAACAGCAAAAUGCCCCACCAGGAUUUUCACUGGCCAUCACAUGAACAGGAGUGGGUUCAACCUAAAAAGAGGCGACGCCACGCUGAAAGCGACAAAACUAAAAGAAUGACGUUUCAGACUGCUAACAGCCUUCCUCAGGUGUGACCUCCUGAAGAUACCUGAUUUGCUAAGAGGAAUCCAGCAGAAUAACUGACAGAGUUAAGGUGUGUGGGAGGAAAGCAAAGCACUCGGGCUGUUAAUUUAUAUUCUCCUACUCUGCUGACCAUAUGCCUUAUUUGUAGAUCUUGUGGGUAGAUAACAGAUCAGGAGUGUUUGAUUCUGUCUGUAUUUCAUCUGUUAAGUCACGUGUAUGUUUUGCAAUGUUUACACUGAAGUACUGAUGUUUUGGUGAUACAUAAUGAUUAAUAAUAAAAGUAACGUGCUAAGAAUAUUUAAAAUUGCAGUACCACUUCAUAAUCAGUUCAACAUGACAUCUCUAUUUUAUAGAACACGGGUAACCAUGUAAUAAUCUUAUAAUGACAGUGUGAAUAUCGGCCGUGCUUUAUGAUAAAUACAAUGUGUGGUCAUAAGACAUAAUCCUGUUGUCUUAUUCACUGAUGUUUCUGGGAGCUUGACUGCUCGAGGCCUAUGGGAUACAGUCUAAUGUGAUUAUCUGAUUAGCUGUUUCUUUUGAAGCAGAGCAUUCUCAUUAAAUGACUAAAGAGCUACUGCAUUAUGUGACACAGCUCUGUGCGAGCUGCUGCUGCGUGCACGCUGGAUGCUUGGUUUGCAAGGAAUGAUUCUCCUGGUAUUUAAUUCAUGCUCUGUAAGGCAGAGCAGAAUUUUUGGGAUCCUCAAAGGCAGCAUUUCAGUGCCACCCAGGCCAGUUGUUUUUCUUUAAAGCAGAUCACUUUAAUAAGUUCACAAUGAAGCAAUUUACGUGGUUAUAGAAGUGCCUAUAAAAUAACAUCAUGUCCCCCUGAUUUUCUCUUAUUUCUGUUAAUUUCUUGUAGACGUGAUGAUUAGCAGUGCUAGAAGAUGAUGAUAAAUGUAUAUGUGUAGAAGUUCGUACAGGAUGAAAGGAUGCUUAAGUUUUGUUGUCCUAAAUUCUGCAUCAUAUUGGCAGAACAACUCCAAGGGCUGAAAGAGAACUUAAGUGUUCACUGGGGCAAAGGAUAGAAUGUAAUUUGGAAAGCCUAAAGUGUGGAAUAGGUAACGAAACAUGGUGCCUGAUCAGAGUGAUGCUUUGCAAGCUACUUUCCACCUCUUCCAGAAGCAGAUGAGCCAGAUAUUCACUUGCCAAUGCUUCCUGCCCAUGUAUGUGAGGGGCAUCUCCCUCUAUAGAGCUCUGCCUAGCAGCUUAAGGCUGGGCUGUGCUCUGGCUCUGAGAGAGAAAUAGCUUGCUGCAGAUCUCAUACCCAAUUAGAGUCCAUUUUAAUUAGUGUCCUGUAAAUAAAGAUGAUAUUUUCAGCAUAGGUUAUAAUGGGCUAUUUGGUCUGGUAACCAUGUAUGUUAUUUUAGAUAACACUUUAAAGUAAAGGUUUAUAUAUGAAACAGUAAGAUGUGAAUGUUAUAUUCUGCUGUCUGUGACUUACUGUUUGCCAUUUAACCUGAUGUUUUCUUUUCUUUGAAAAAUAAAGUUCUGGAUAUUAUAAGCUGACUGGAAAA
Messenger RNA from Centrocercus urophasianus (Greater sage-grouse), 5615 nucleotides. RefSeq names its product tripartite motif containing 66 (gene TRIM66). The record is from RefSeq and is a predicted model, not a curated record. The transcript is spliced from 21 exons. Lineage: Eukaryota; Metazoa; Chordata; Aves; Galliformes; Phasianidae. Bases 318 to 4112 code for a protein of 1264 amino acids. Gene Ontology annotation, molecular function: zinc ion binding; protein binding.